CUGGGCUUCCCAAAAAUAGAAAGCAGUCUAACCAAACUCGCUCCAGCGUGUAUAUAAAGGAAUUUGCCUAUUCCAAAAAUGGCUCCUCUUCCUUUCUUUUACGCUUUCGCUCGAAAACAACACUGCCACUUUCCCAUUUGUUUUUUCAACUUCCGGUGAGAAAUCUCCAAUCCCAUCUCUUCUGCUACGAUUUUUCACCCAAUAUCAUCAGGUGCAUUAUGGCCCUUCGCAGUAGGCGUACUGUAUCUGCAUCCAAUGACCUCGAUGCCCAAACCUCGUACCACGGUGUCUUUUCCAAACGCCGCCUUUAUCUGGAACGUGAUGUCACCUUGUCUGAACUCCAAUUCACUUGCAUUCCUCGUGUUUUCGAGUCUCGUGGAUGGAUUUCAUUGACUUCUGGUUUUCCUGCACCGCCCAUGAACCUUAUACAUGAGUUUUACUCAAACAUCCAUGACAUAAAAAAGGAUGGUUCUUUUUCUGUCACGGUUCGGAAUAUCAGAUUUGAGGUCACUCCUGAUUUAGUCUCCACUGUUUUAGGAAUUCCUCGAGUCAUGGAGUCUCCAUAUCCCUACACUGCUGAGACUGCGCCAUCCCAAACAGAUAUGUUGACUCUAUUCUGUGGAGAAAAAACCAUUUGGCCUAAUGGGGUUUCUAAUGUUAAAUCUGCAUCAUUUAUCCCUGAAUAUCAGUGGCUGAGCCGUAUCAUGUGCACCAACCUGUUUCCUAUUGCUCACUUGCAUACACUCAAUGUACCUAGGGCUCAAUUGUUGUAUGCCCUCAUCACUGAUGUACCCAUUGACAUUUGUAGACAUAUAUGUCAAGUGAUCAUACAUGCCUUUGAGUCGUCACGUACUGUACUCCCCUUCCCUUGUGUCAUUACUCAACUUAUUAAAGCCAAAAUGGUUCCCAUUCGUCCUCAGGACAUUCGGGCAAAGCCCUUAUCUGCCAUUGGGAGUCAUACACUUCAACUGAGCUCUCACAUGAAACGUGCAAAAGAAAGUGAUUUUGAAUCUGAUGAUGACUUGGAUCGAGAAAUUGAUGAGAUUGCUAAUGCUGUUGCUGCUGAGUCCAAACCAUCUAUAUCUGGUGCUCAGGCUACUCUAGCAAAGCCCUCAUCUAAACGUGCAAGGCAAUCUGAAUCUGAUUUUGAUGAUGACUUGGAUCGAGAGAUUGAUGAUGUUGUUGCUGCUAAGUCCAAACUGUCUACAUCUGGUGCUCAAGCUGCUCUGGCAAAGCCCUUAUUUGCCACUGGGAGUAGUACACUUCAGCUCAGUUCAUCUCAUGUAAAACGUUCUAACCAGAUUGUCUGUGAUUCCGAUGAUGACUUAGAUCGAGAUAUUGAUGAGAUUGCAGAUGCUAUGGCUGCUGAGUCCAGACCGUCUACAUUUGGUGCUGCACAACCUACAUUAUCUGAUAUGAUGGAUCUCCUGCAGCAGAUUCUACCUUGCUUGCAUCAGAUUCUGCCCCGCCUAAAUCGUAUUGAACAAGAUAUUAAAGAGAUUAAGGAGCAUCAGACUAGAGCUCAUUGAGAUAUCCCUUUCUCAUUUCAUAACAAAAAGGGGAGUAGGUUUGGCUUUUUGGUUUCAGGGUGUUAGGAGUUGAUAAUUUAGUGAUGUAUCUAUGUUCUUUGUGAACUUUCAGAUUUUUGUACCUUUUGAACUUUGAUGUUUAGAUAUAACCGUCUGUUUUUGUUCUUAAAACAGACUGUACCUUAUACUCCUUGCUUCCUGUUGGUUCCAAAUAUUGCAAAUAUACGUUUCAUUUU
Messenger RNA from Quercus lobata, 1765 nucleotides. RefSeq lists its product as uncharacterized. The record is from RefSeq and is a predicted model, not a curated record. The transcript is spliced from 2 exons. Bases 219 to 1529 code for a protein of 436 amino acids. NCBI's taxonomy places the organism in Eukaryota, Viridiplantae, Streptophyta, Magnoliopsida, Fagales, Fagaceae.